AUGCAUAGCAUCGCGAAGAAAGUAGCAGACCAGGCAUCUAAGAAACCUACUCUCUCCAAGUCAGAAUUUGGAUCCUUGUUAAUUGCAUCAUUGAAGUCAAGACGUGGUAGCAGGGUGGCCCUCAGUAAGAAACAAAUAUCAAAGAAAGUUACUCGUCCUCCAAGUAAGGUGACCAGGAAAGGUGUUAGGUCUAGAAAGUUGGUUCGGGGUAAAAGUGCACGCAAACCACUUCAUAAAAGGUCCGGGAAGAAGUCAGAACCGUCUACUGCUAUCUGUCCUGAGUUGAAUGAGAAGAAUCCUAAGAAGGAGACUGCCAAGAGAAAAUUUAAAAGGAGAAGGAUAGAUGGAAGGCGAAGGAAUAAUGUAGAGCUAGAUGAACCAUCACGGUUGCAGAGGAGAACAAGAUAUUUGAUGAUUAAAAUGAAGAUGGAGCAGAACCUUAUAGAUGCUUACUCUGGUGAAGGAUGGAAAGGCCAAAGUCGAGAGAAGAUCAGGCCAGAGAAGGAACUACUAAGAGCGAAAAAAAAGAUUUUGAAGUGCAAACUUGGAAUACGGGAUGCAAUCCACCAACUUGAUUUGCUUAGUGCAGUUGGAUGUAUUGAAGACUCAGUUAUGACCCCAGAUGGAUCAGUAUCCCAUGAACAUAUCUUCUGUGCAAAGUGCAAAUCAAAUGACGUGGUCCCAGAUAACGACAUUAUACUCUGUGAUGGGACAUGCAAUUGUGCCUUCCAUCAAAUGUGCCUUGAACCUCCACUUCACACCGAAAACAUACCCCCUGGAGACCAAGGAUGGUUCUGCAAGUUCUGCGAAUGUAGAAUGGAAAUCAUAGACUCAAUGAAUGCACACCUUGGAACCCAAUACUCAAUGAGUUGCGAAUGGCAGGAUCUUUUCGAGGAAGAGGCAGCAGCUCCUGAUGAUGAUGAAGCUGUUUCUGGAUCCAGAAGAUGGGAUGUGGAGGGAAAAGAGUUCAGAAACCAGUCAAUAUAUAGUAGCUUAGAUUCUGAUGAAUCUAGUGAUGUUGAAAUCAUGAGCGGCCGCAGAAAGCGCAGAGCAGUUGAUUAUCGGAAAUUGUAUGACGAAAUGUUUGGAAAAGAUGCUCCUGUAGCUGACCAACUCAGUGAAGAUGAAGACUGGGGUCCUAGCAAGAGGAAAAGGAAGGAAAAGGAGUCAGAUGCUGCAAGCACGCUUAUGACUCUCUACAAACGGCACUAUCGAGAAUUCCACCUAGUGCAGUUGAGAUUAAGGCGGGUUUUUGAGGAAAAUGAACUUCCCUGUGGAACAGUUAAACAUAAGCUUUCAGAAGAGCUAGGUCUUGAACCUGGAAAGGUCAGCAAAUGGUUCAAGAACGCAAGGUACCUGGCAUUGAGAUCCAGAAAGUGCAGUGAUUCCAACCCUAAGCUGUCUGGUGAAGCAACAGAAAACGAAAAUAAGAGUGGAGGCGCUGAAGUUUCAGAUGCUGUAACUGAAGCCGGGCUACAGACAACAAGGACUUCAAAAGAUGUACUCCCAAAGAAGAAGCUAAGAUCUAAUUGCGGGCUGAAGGAAAAUGAUCCAAAAGAAUUUUCCCUUGAAUCACAGGCAGGAAAUAGUGAGAUGGAAGCCCAAAAGGGUGAUGAUCCGAGCUUGAAGACUCUGCUAAAAGAAAAAUCAAGUGCAGGGAAGAAGCAUUCCAACUCAAAAUAUUCGGAGUCCCCGUCUCAUCAACUUGCCGAGAGUGAGAUGGAGAGACUUUGUAGAGCCAAAGACACCCUAGAGAACAUGAGGCAGUUUCUGGGGAGUCUACCAAUCAGCAAACGUAGGAGGUCCAAGGCGCUUGUUCUUAGAGAGAGGGUGGUUUAUGUGCCCACUGCUGAGCUAAAGGAGAAGAUUGCGACAGUUGGAUAA
Messenger RNA from Linum trigynum, 1884 nucleotides. The record is from the annotation of a GenBank genome assembly. Lineage: Eukaryota; Viridiplantae; Streptophyta; Magnoliopsida; Malpighiales; Linaceae.